AUGAGUAGUUUGAAGUGUAAUACACUAGUAAGUAUGUUAAAGUUAGGCACUGUUAAUGAAAAAAAUUUGGGAGUUUUGGAAGUUCUAGUAAAACAUACUUUGCCCAUAACAUAUCCAACUUCAUUUUAUAAAGAGAUAUGCACAUCAGAGUCCAAAGUUUUCUUCAGCAAAAUCACAUAUUUUAGGGAUAUGCCAGUUGGAGCAAUCAAGGCAAGACUAAUACCCAAUAAGAAGAAUUCAAUUUUAUCUUCAGGAAUAUAUAUAGAAUUAAUUGUAGUUUUAAAGAAUUAUAGAAAGAAAGGUAUAGCAUCUACAAUGUUAAUGUUUAUAGAAGAGCAAGCGAAAAAACAUUAUCAGCACGAUAUAUAUGUGCAUGUAUCAAUUAAUAACAUACAUGCCAUUGAAUGGUACACUAAACAAGGGUUUAAAUUGGAUAGCACUCCACUAAAGAAUUACUAUCAAGAUUUAGACGAGAGUUCAAAAGAUGCAUAUGUCAUGAAAAAGGUAAUAUAA
Messenger RNA from Tetrapisispora phaffii CBS 4417, 513 nucleotides. It is a transcript of the gene NAT5, whose product is annotated as peptide alpha-N-acetyltransferase subunit NAT5. Lineage: Eukaryota; Fungi; Ascomycota; Saccharomycetes; Saccharomycetales; Saccharomycetaceae. The record is from RefSeq and is a predicted model, not a curated record. Gene Ontology annotation, molecular function: acyltransferase activity, transferring groups other than amino-acyl groups. Bases 1 to 513 code for a protein of 170 amino acids. Gene Ontology annotation, biological process: mitotic sister chromatid cohesion. The transcript has a single exon. Gene Ontology annotation, cellular component: NatA complex.